AUGUCGAGCGAAAUGACGCCCCUACUACGAUCCACAUCCCCGGAUGGUUCUGCGGCCGCUGGGCAGCAAGCACGCCGGUGGCCAUGGGCAUAUCUACGAGGGCUUGUUCUCAUUAUAUCAACCACCUCGCUAGCGAUAUUACUUUCCGGGUGUACCUCAUCUUUCAAUAUAACCCGUGAUCUGCACAUACUGUCGCUAUCAUACGACACUGCGUCGAACCAGAUGGCCAGCAUCCAAGCGUUAGAUGCCGUUUUCAGAGAUCGUAUCUCAGACAACUCGAACAUCAAAGAGGUCCGAGUCGGUUAUUUCGGUCUAUGUGCUAUAUCCAGCUCGGACUCUUUCAUUUGCAGCCCUCGUCCUCUCGACAUAGUCGAGUCUCUCAAAUCCUCGGGGCAGACUGAUCCUCUCAACUUGCUCUGGCUUGGGAAUCAGCUCCGGUCUGACGCAGUCUCGUCUACCUUUGUAUUCCUCGGCGCUGCCAUUCUAUUCGCCACAUUCAUCGGUGCACUGGUAGCUUCUGUCUCUUCCAAAUCGGAGGGAUCAGCUUCGUCAACCAUCUUCUCCAUCUUCCUAAACCGCUCGCUGUCUUUCACGUGUUUCGCCAUAUCGAUGUUCUUCGCCACCUCUGCUGCAUUCACCGCCGCCCUCUGGCAGAAUCUCGUGGGCACAACCUCCUCAUUCCUGGUAAAGAACCUGGCUUUUGGUACAAUUGCGUGCCAUCUCGGCCCUGCAGCGGUGGUGCUCGGCUGGACGAGCUUUUCAUUGGCCUGUUGUGCCUUUCUCACCCUUCUCAUCCCCCUUGGGGGACGCAACACUGCUGCUGAGCAACUGUAG
Clonostachys rhizophaga is the source of this 834-nucleotide messenger RNA. NCBI's taxonomy places the organism in Eukaryota, Fungi, Ascomycota, Sordariomycetes, Hypocreales, Bionectriaceae. The record is from the annotation of a GenBank genome assembly.